Molecule: messenger RNA, 3255 nt
Organism: Mya arenaria
Lineage: Eukaryota; Metazoa; Mollusca; Bivalvia; Myida; Myidae
Product: galactosylceramide sulfotransferase-like
Exons: 3
Coding region: 468-1796 (442 amino acids)
Biological process (GO): glycolipid biosynthetic process
Cellular component (GO): membrane
Molecular function (GO): galactosylceramide sulfotransferase activity
Source: RefSeq, a predicted model, not a curated record
UUUGAUGUGUGUAAACUCAGUGACGCGAUUGAACGGAUUUUGAAUGAAUUUAUCGUUGAACAUAACUGUUGAAACACGAUUGGAUGAACUCGUUAAUUUCCGUAUGAUGUCGUAUGACCAGGACGAUGUGAUAUGACCUUAAAUUAAACCAUUUUAAAUCAUGUUUUGGCAAAUUAUAAAAAAAUAACAUUUAAUUAAUGAUAUGAGUCAUAUUUGGUGCAUGGUUCAUCGUUAUUGGGGAUGCUGGGGUCACGUGUUCUAUCCCAAAUAUCGAUCGAAAAAGAGAUCUCAGCUCCGCUGUCUCUUCAGAAGAAGAAAAGGGUUUGGCAGUGUCGAUCGGUAGCGGUGAACACAUAAUGAUUGUGAUAAUAAAUCAUAAAAAGAAAGUAUCGAAGACCGCUUUCACAAGUGUUUGUUCUCCCAAGUCCUCCAAGAAGAAUUGCUGCUAUCGGAGAUUCUAAGAAAACAUGUGUACGUUACCAUGGCAACGUGUCAACCAGGCCAUCAGAAGCAGACUCUUUUUGCUGUUUACCAUAGUUUUACUGGCGGGGUUUCUAUUGAUACACUACUCCGGGCCACGUGCCGAAUUGUUGCCAGGUAACCGAAGGAAGUACGUUCUUCGUCCGAACAUUCGGGCGGUAAAAUUAGUCCAGGCAACAGACCUAGCUGAAGAUUCGUUACCCACACCUUAUUUAUCAGAAAACACAGGACAUGAUUUGAUCAUCAGUGAAAGUGUUACAUCGACUUUGAAUGUGUUGUCGGAAACCGAAGGAUCUCAGACAGUGCCAACCGCUUGCAAGAAACAGUUGGAUGUAAGUUUUUUAAAAGUCCACAAGGCGGGAAGUACAACAGUGAUGAACAUAUUUCUUAGGUUUGCCAUUAGUCAUAACAUCAAUAUAGUAUUACCACACAAGUCUAAUGGAUUUGGAUUUAACUACCUCGGUUAUGGCAAGACUGUGUCACGUGAUGCCAUUGUACCGUUACCUCGCAACGAGACAUACAACAUCCUGUGUAAUCACGUGGUGUACAAUAGGGAGGCUUUCCGGUCUAUUCUUCCGGCAGACACUACGUAUAUGGGUAUUCUAAGAGAACCGGUGAGCCAUUUUAGGUCUGCGUCCUUAUAUUAUGGAUUUUACAACCAAUUGAAGGAAUUUAUACACGAUAGCAGACCUCCUCUCAGCGAGUUUUUGAAGAACACAGAUAUGUAUAAAAUUGGAACAUAUUUUGUCCAUAACAGAAUGUCGUAUGAUUUAGGUAUACCGCCAAAGAAGUUCAAUGACGAUAUAUUUGUAGAAGAAUAUAUACGGCAGUUGGACCGGGAUUAUGCCUUGAUGAUGAUCAUGGAACGAUUUGCAGAGUCCUUAGUUUUGCUUAGGCGAACACUUUGCUGGACAACCAAAGACAUUUUGUACGUCCCACUUAACGCCAUGAUAAAUAAACCCAACAUUCAUCUAACCGAGGAGGAUGUAGAACACUUAUCGGAGUGGAACAAAGCUGACUUCAAACUAUAUGAUUAUUUUCGGAUUAAAUUUGAUAAAACGGUACAAAUAGAAGGCCAGGAUCUGCAAGAUGAAGUAGAUAGUUUUACUGCCAUCAAGGACAGCGUCAUUAAGUUUUGUGUUGAUAUACUCAAGUUUCCUAGCAGCAGUGAAGCAGUAAAGCACGUUCCAAAUACUCGCUGGAGUCCCGGUUUUGACGUCACCAAGAAUGACUGUCGUCUGAUGACGGAAGAAGAACUCCCGAUGAUGCACCGACUAAUCAAUCAAGCGUGGCAACACUACAAUAGUUCACUAUGAUCUUCUUAAGAAGUUUAUAGUCGAACAAAAAAAUGAUGCCUGCCUACCUACCCUAUUUUAUUUUGUGUUGCUAUUGGAAACAAAGACCUUUGUUUUACCUUAUCGAUAUGCAACGCCAUACCAAUCUUUACCUUGAGGUAUUUCAGUCAAUAUGUAUUAUUUUUGUACACACGCUCCAUGUAGCCAUUGAAGGUCUUUUUUAAUUCCAAAUGCUAAUUUGUUACUUCUAAGAUGCUGUCUCAAGUUGACCGACAUUGAAAUUAUUUGUGAUUAUUUUUAUGUUUGAUGUUCUCAUAGUUGUAUGUAAGACAGUCAUAUAGUACAUUGCACUGUCCGUCAGUCUGGUAAUAUUGUUUCUAGCGAUUCAUUUGUCCUGGCUUUCCGGCGCAGCGAUUAUUCGGUACUAGUAGAACGUAAUUUUAUUAUACUUGUAGUACAUUUCUGCAUAAAACCAAAACCUUUCAAUCCAAAGAAAAUGGUUCAAUAUUCACUAGAUAAGCAUAUUGUUUUUAGUGGUUUAAAUACCAUAUAAUUACCUGAAUUUCUUAGUACUGAUUCUCUGUCAACGUAUGUCUUACAUUUAAUAAUUCAAUGAAUGUUGAUGAACUGGUAGCAAGUUGUACUUCCUGUUUAAAACAAUCAAUUUCAACGAACACUUCAAGUCUAAAUAUAGACAGUAUGUACGCAGUCAGAAAAAAACUUGAUACAAUUUGCCCCUUUUUUUGCGUUCGUCAAUGUCAAUGUUAAAACACCAUAACAAGUGGGCGUAGUGUUCACUCGCUUGGAUACUUCUCUAAAUUGACUUCGUUUUUUUCUAAUUUAACAUACAAUUUGAACAAAUUGACAUCAUAUGAUUAUAGAUAAAAUAUUUAUACUAUGUCGUGGAUAUCAUAACGAAACAUACAGAAACGAAUAAAUUCACAUUGCAAUGUUCUACAGGCGCUCAAAAAGCCAAUAAUCAAAAAUCUGUCUGGAUCGCUGAACAUAUUUAUAUGUGCAAAUAAUAACAAAAAAGGCCUAAACACGUAUGCCCAACUAUGAACAACGUCCCGGCUCCGAAAUGUAUUCUAAAAAUACAAUCUCGCGGUUAGUGUUCAUUGUUAGCUUUUUUAUGUUUGUUAACAAUUUUCUCUGAAUCAUUCACGUUUUCUAUGUUGAAAUUAUCCACAAUUUGAUGUUUCAUCAAUUCAUAUUUUUUUCUAUUGACAUUGUUUAAACAUGACAUUAUAAAGUUGUUAUUAGUGUAUACAAAUUAUUUGCUAUUCUUAGGCUACAAUUUUAGUAGAUUUUACAUGUUUUUACAGUAUUUCAUGCCAAAUAUUUAGUAUGGUGUCACACGCUUUAUGGCAUGGUACUAGUCGUUAAGUAAUUGUAUAUGUUUAUAGUCUUUCAAAACCUUAUUUUCAGUUACAUUCAAACUGAUAAGUAUUACAUGUACAUGUAUUUAAUUAAUAAAAGA